Daldinia caldariorum is the source of this 1259-nucleotide messenger RNA. RefSeq names its product ubiquinol-cytochrome c reductase iron-sulfur subunit, mitochondrial. Gene Ontology annotation, biological process: mitochondrial electron transport, ubiquinol to cytochrome c. Gene Ontology annotation, cellular component: membrane. The coding region runs from base 181 to 900 and encodes 239 amino acids. The record is from RefSeq and is a predicted model, not a curated record. The transcript is spliced from 3 exons. NCBI's taxonomy places the organism in Eukaryota, Fungi, Ascomycota, Sordariomycetes, Xylariales, Hypoxylaceae. Gene Ontology annotation, molecular function: 2 iron, 2 sulfur cluster binding; quinol-cytochrome-c reductase activity.
AUUUUUCCUGCCUGAGGCCAAUUACGGGAAGUUCGCAUAACCACGUUUAGCUUGGAAACAUUGCCGAAGUCUUUCGAUACCUAGUUAUUGUCCCCAAAAAAAGACCUCAACCUUUUUUUUAAGACUCUAUCUCCCCGACCCAAUUGAACCUCCCUUCCCGCCAACCACCAAACCCCCGCCAUGGCGCCUCUGACCAUUGCGUCCCGCGCGCUCGCGCGAGGAGUAGCGAGAUCCUGCAGCACCACUACCCGACUAAAUGCCGCCCGCGCCCUCAGCACUACCGCCCGGCUUAACGACACCGCGGCCGACCCCGACAUCUACAUCAGCCCGUUCAAGGGAGAGUCCAAGUACACCAAGGUCCCCGACUUCAGCCCCUACAUGGCCAAGGCCAACCCCAACACCAACCUGCUCUUCCAGUACUUCAUGGUCGGAACCAUGGGCGCUAUCACGGCCGCCGGUGCCAAGUCCACCGUGCAAGAAUUCUUAAAGAACAUGUCCGCCUCCGCCGACGUCUUGGCCAUGGCCAAGGUCGAGGUCGACCUCAACACCAUCCCCGAGGGCAAGAACGUCAUCAUCAAGUGGAGAGGAAAGCCCGUGUUCAUCCGACAUCGCACCGAGGACGAGAUCAAGGAGGCCAAUUCGGUCGACCUCCGCGUGCUGCGGGAUCCCCAGCCCGACGAGGAGCGCGUCAAGAAGCCUGAGUGGCUGGUCAUGCUGGGUGUCUGCACGCAUCUGGGUUGUGUGCCUAUCGGCGAGGCGGGAGAAUACGGCGGAUGGUUCUGCCCGUGCCACGGAUCGCACUACGACAUCUCGGGACGUAUAAGGAAAGGACCGGCCCCGCUAAACCUCGAGAUCCCCUUGUACGAGUUCCCCGAGGAGGACAAGUUGGUUAUCGGUUAAAAUCAGAAAAAAAUAUAACUACAUACAAAGUAAAGCAAAGAAGAUGAAGAAGCGGAGCUACCACCACCCCCUGCUGCUUGUACAAUUAUCACCAUCAACCACCUACUAGACUGGCGGCGGGUCGUGCCUCAUUUGAUAGACGUUAAUGGCAAGAUCGUAUUUUAUGAGGUUUCAAUCGUGGCAAUUCUUUAGAAAAGAAGAAGAAAAGAGUUUCAACUUUGGCAUAACUAGCCGAUCUGUAUAAACAAAAACCACAUACAUUCACACACACACACAUACAAGCAAUUCGAGACUUUGUCGAGAUUUGAAAAGAAAAGCAUCGCCAUUCCGAGGACUGUUUGUCGUAUAUGGUAUACGUA